This is a messenger RNA of Penaeus indicus, 1761 nucleotides long. RefSeq lists its product as uncharacterized. The transcript is spliced from 12 exons. Bases 69 to 1391 code for a protein of 440 amino acids. NCBI's taxonomy places the organism in Eukaryota, Metazoa, Arthropoda, Malacostraca, Decapoda, Penaeidae. The record is from RefSeq and is a predicted model, not a curated record.
CAGGCGAUAUAAAACGCACGGUGGACACGUGUAAGCUGCAGUCCAGGUGCGACCAACGGAACUAAAACAUGAAAACUUUAAUCCUUCUAACCAUCGGCGUCUCGCUCGCUGCGGUCGUGGCAACACCUGCGAGGCUCGGGAAAGCGGCCGAGAAGCCAGCCCAGAAAGAUGGCAGGCAAGGUGACCUGUCCCUCCCUGCCGGACUCGGCAACGUGACCAUGCUGUGUUUCCCUUUGCCCGAGCAGCUCCCUGAAGCCAUGCGGAAGCUACUGACAGAGAGGAACCAGGGUGGACAGAAAUUCCAGCUCCGAGAUGAUGACUCUGAUGAAGAUGACUCCGGUUCUGAUGAAGAUUCUGAUUCGGACGAAGAUGACAGUGAAGAGAGGAAGCUCAGGGAUGAUUCUGAUGAAUCCGACGAAUCCGAUGAAUCCGAUGAAUCCAAGGAAUCCGACGAAUCCGAUGAAUCCGACGAAUCCGACGAAUCCGAUGAAUCCGACGAAUCCGACGAAUCCGAUGAAUCCGACGAAUCCGAUGAAUCCGAUGAAUCCGACGAAUCCGAUGAAUCCGACGAAUCCGAUGAAUCCGACGAAUCCGAUGAAAGCGACGAAUCCGAUGAAAGCGACGAGAGUAGUUUCCCCAACAUCCUCAUCCCUCCAUCAUGCGAAGAAUUCCUCGAGAAACCUUGCAAUGCGUCUGUCGUCUGCAUUGAAAUCCCGCCGGAACUCUACAACGAACUGGUGGCGUUGGGGAUGAAGGGUCCAGAACGACAGGACACAGGCCGAAUGGGUACAGAUCUACAGGAUACAGGCCGAAUGGGUACAGAGGAGCAGGGUACGUAUGUGGAUUUCUAUGACGAGACAGAUUUCCAGACCUAUACUGACUACACUGAACGCACGGAGACGCCAACCCCGACUGUAUACUAUUGUGAUUACUACUAUGACUACUACAACUGGUACGAGGGAGGAUCGGAUAGCUGGCCGUGGAAGCUGGUGGAGCACGCAGAGGAAGAUGCGAAGAAACGUUUCUGGUGGAAUCAUCAUCAUCGUCCUCAAACUACAAGUGUUAACACACUCUGCAACAACUGGCAGACGUUCCUGGGAACGAUUGACUCUACCUCCAACACCACCGUGACGAGCACCUUCCAGACUUUCUUCACUUCCUUCUGCAAUACGAUCACGAGGUCCGGUGUUGCAGCACUCGGUUACGAAGCUCAUGAGGACGAUGGAAGGAUUGAGGCCCGCCAUCCUCCUCCUCCUCACUCCUCUACUCUUCCCCCCCACCCCCAUCCUCAUCCUCAUCCUCCUCAUUCUCCUCCUCCUCCUCCUCCUUCAACCUCUGCUUCAGUCAAGGAGUCUCGCAUUUUGAAAGCUCUGAGGAAUGUGAUGGCCUAAGAUGACGCCAUUGCCCCUCCCCCCCCCCACCACCAGCUGCGUCUCGUGAGGAAAACAGGGGAGGGGGAUACAUCAAACCAACAUACAAGCAUAUACAGUAACUACAAUCACCAUAACAUUUCAAAAUUGAUAUGGUGAUCAUAUAUGCAGAAAGAAAGAAAGAAAAACGAUAUUUAAGUAAGAAGAAAUAGAUUAUUAGUUCCAGUUGAGAGAUAAUAUGUGUAGUGUCAUAUAGGACCAUGAUGAUAAAGAGGAUGAUGAUGAUAAUAAUGAAUAAUAGAGAUAAUCCAGGUAACGAGACUGCAGUAAUUCAUUAUAUCAAAGGUAUUAUCACCCUUACCUGGAAAUAAAUAAACUAUAAUAAAAAAAA